CGCCUGCUGCACACUAAAUUCUCUUUCAAACAGUAUUCUCGAACCGCGUUCCUCCCCCGCUUCGACCGAUGUGCGAUAUCCCCUACAUCCCGGUGUGCGAGCUCGAUGCGUUCAGAUAGCAGUGCACUGGACAAGAGACGCCUCCUGAUCAUUCGAGGACGUUGCGCGGCAUACGCUGUCGCCAGCGGGCUGCAACCGGUCUCCCGGGCAAGCGGAUAGUGAUACCGUCGAUAUUGUCGACUGCCACUGACGGAGAAGUGCACAAGACCUGGCGACAUGGAGUCGGAACGUCGCAACGGAUUCAAGAGAAGCUCAGGGCAGCAAGGGAUUUACAGUCGCCCAUUUGAGCGGCGGCCUAGCAAGAAAUCGUCAUCGGAGGACCGCCACGGCAUGGUGUACCCAGAUAACUUCAGAGAGACCAGCAUUCGGACGGUGACGCCUGAUUCGAUGUCUGACACGGGCAAUCACUCCCCCAUAUCUGAAGCGGAGUUCCUCUCCGCUAGCAGUGCUGCAUCACCACGGUCCACGAUCAGACCAAGACCACGAGACCGCGAUCGUCGGCGGGAGUUCGCACCGUAUUAUUCCGCCGGUGAUGAGGACGAUAUCUCGGAGUCUAGAAGCCAGAGAGCGCGGUCCCGAACUACAACGUUGGAUGACCAGAGAAGCGAGAUAUCCCCCAAUUCCUUUCUAUCAAGGACUCGGAAUCGUCUCGGGUCCAUCAAUACGGCAUCGACUCUGAAGGCGCCGGAAGAACACUCCAUAGGCUUUCCUUCAAUCAUCCAAUCCCCGACUUUCUUCAACUAUGCAGGUGCUCGUCAACGUCUAACGAAAUCUCCUCCGGCAGCGACAACGUCGACUGGGAUAAUCCGGAAUCCCCCAGCUCUCGCGUCACCCCUGUCUAACGCAGAUGCGACGAAGAUACUGCAGCUGAUGAAGACGACCUGUGGAAGGAUGCAUGGUAUUCUUUCCUUUCGGACCGCUUCCACCGCCUCAUGGACGUCCGGAUACUGCGCUAUCAAUGUGGCCACGGGAAGUCUAAUAUACCAAGCCAAGGGAGAACCCUCACUCGCUAAGACUUUGAUUCCGGACUUGCGUGGCUGUCACGUCCGGACCUUGUUCGAUACAGAGCUCCAAUGUACCUAUCUGAGCGUGUCAACUUUCUCAUCAGGGAUGGGGAUCCAACUGAGGCCGCACGUGCAUGAGACCUUUGAUUCAUGGCUGGCCGCCUUACUGUGUUGGCAACCGAUACGACCGAAGGGUGUGCAGAACAAAAUGACCAAGCCCCAGUCAGUUUCAAUGGGCGAGCGACGUCUGGGGGAUCGUAGACGAAACUCCGAAACUAACGUGCAGAAAGAAGCGGCAGUCAUCAAGGUUGGCAAGAUGCUGCUUUGGGACAAACAGGGCACCUCCGGGCCACGGCCUUCCUCCGGACGCAGGGCGUCAGCCGACCGGCAGCAAAGGUCUUAUUCCACAUCUUGGCAGAAAGUCAGCUGUACUCUGCAAGAGAACGGCUACUUCAAGCUUUAUACGGAAGCGGAUGUGACACUCGUAUCGUGCAUCCAGUUGUCCCAGCUCUCCCGGUGCGCAAUCCAACAGUUAGAGUCUUCAGUGCUGGAUGACGAGUUCUGCAUCGCCAUUUACCCACAGUAUGCAGCACAUUCCGGAUCCCAACCGGCGAUCAAUCGUCCAAUCUUUCUCUCCUUGGAAUCCCGGGUGCUAUUUGAGGUUUGGUUCGUUUUAUUACGCGCAUUUACCAUCCCUGAACUUUAUGGACCCGAGUCAGUAGCAAGCGGAGAUUCGAGCCGUCGGCAGAGCCUGACCGGUCCUGCUCCAACCUCAACAGCGGACAUGUUCCGAAUCGAACGUAUGCUGUCGAUACGAGUCACUGAGGCGAAGCUCCUGAAUACAAAGGAAGAAGAACUACCAAGGAACAGAAAAAUGUCAAGAUCUCAGGCUUCGGCUAGCAGGGCAGUGAGUGACUACUAUGUUGAAGUCCUUCUUGAUAGUGAAGUCAGAGCGAAGACCGCAGUGAAGUAUAACACGUCAACACCUUUCUGGCGAGAAGAAUUCGUAUUCAGUGACCUUCCUCCCGUUCUCUCCAAUGCCUCGAUUCUCCUGAAGACUCUCAAUCCAAGCCAAAAGGACUGGACUCUCAUUUCGCGUACGCCGUACAACCUGAACGGCGAAGCCAACCCAAUGAACAUGUUGGAUGAUCUUGAAAUCGCGUCGCACGAUGCUACUUUCGGCCGCGUCGAUUUGAGGCUCGAUGAACUUGAGACUGGUACCAACGUCGAAAAAUGGUGGCCGAUCCUGGACGACAGGGAUCAGCCUGUGGGUGAGAUUUUCAUGAGAGCACGAUUGGAGGAGACGAUCGUUCUGAUGUCCCACGAAUAUGAGCCUAUGUCACAACUUUUACACAACUUUCCUAACAGCCUUACCGUAAAUAUCUCUCAAAUUUUGUCAGCUGAGUUAGCGCUACUAGCGGAGACCCUGCUCAAUAUCUAUCAGGUGUCAGGCCAGGUAGUUGAAUGGAUCUCGGCGCUCAUUGAGGACGAAAUCGAUGGAGUCCAUAAGGAGUCGACGAUGACCAGAUUGAGGUACACGACUAGGCUACACUCGAAUGACUCUAGGGAGUCGUCUGCGCAAGAGCGGGAGGUGCUUGUGAGAGACCUGGGGCGGUCGGCUACAGUCGAAGCUAACCUUCUUUUUCGUGGUAACUCCCUCCUGACCAAGGCCCUUGAUCUACAUAUGCGCCGGCUUGGAAAAGAAUAUCUUCAAGAGACCAUUGGUGAGCAGCUUCGCCGCAUCGACCAGAGUGACCCCGACUGUGAGGUUGAUCCUGUUCGCGUGCAACGCGAGGAAGACCUUGAACGCAACUGGAGGAAUCUUAUAGAUUUGACCAGCAGGGUGUGGAGUUCUAUUUCCCGUUCCGCUACAAAAUGUCCAGAUGAACUACGACUCAUAUUCCGGCACAUCAGAGCAUGUGCUGAGGAUCGCUACGGAGACUUCCUCCGUUCGGUCACUUACAGCAGUGUUUCUGGUUUCCUGUUCUUGCGCUUCUUUUGCCCUGCAAUUCUGAACCCCAAACUUUUUGGGCUCCUGAAAGAGCACCCUCGGCCGCGUGCCCAGCGUACCUUGACUCUUAUCGCCAAAGCAUUGCAAGGUCUGGCAAACAUGACUUCUUUUGGCAACAAAGAACCUUGGAUGGAGCCUAUGAAUAGGUUCUUGGUCAGUCAUCGUGGAGAGUUCAAAGAAUAUGUGGAUCGCAUAUGUUCGAUACCUGCGGAGCGGCCAGCGCAAACCGUGUCCCCGUCCUACGCGACUCCAAUCCAGAUUCUUGGCCGUCUCCCUCCUACCUCUCGGGAAGGCUUUCCUAGUUUGCCUUUUCUCAUCGACCAUGCCAGGAGUUUUGCGGCGCUAACUAGCCUGUGGCUUGAAAGUGCCCCGGCGAGGCUAGAGGAGCUGGAGGAGAUCGACGUCAAUCUUGAGAAGUUCCACAAUUUAGCCCUGGAGCUGAGCCAGCGAACCAAAGAAUGCUUGAGCAAGGCCGAACAAGCCGAACGACCAAACGGGAACUUGGAAGUGAAAUGGGAAGAGCUUGUUGAAUCCAUAGAGAAAUCCGCCACUUUCUACGAUGAGAGUUCAAGCAAGCCCAAUACGCCGGCUACAGAGACCCCGAUGACUGGGCCCGCCUCUCUAAUUGGGAGUAAAAGGAACUCCAUAGGCUACUUCUCCCCGCGGCCGGCCUUGCCGCGCAGAUCUACGGAUAAUGCUGAUGAUGGGGACGAUUAUACGCCCCCAAGCUCUUCAUCCGCUACGUGGGAUCCGAGCCGACUACCCUUCUCUACGCCACGUUGGUCUGAGCCGCGUGAAGGUGCUAGUAGCUCAAAAAAUUCAUCUACAUAUUCGCUUGACUUCUCUGAGACCUCCAAAGGAGGACGGCGAUCUAGCAUUUCACGUGAAUCAUCGGGCAAAUACCGCUUCUUGAGUUCGAUCCAAGACUUAGUUCCAGCGCCAUCGAGGCGGAAAGCAAAAGAUCGGGACGGGUCCCAUCAGCAGCAGCUACAACCACGAGAGGAACCACGAAAUGAGUUUUAAUGACGACGAAUAUGGUCUGUGUUUGAAUAUCUACGUUCAGAUCUCUGUGCGAUUCUGUUUUUCUUUCGGUCCUUGGAUCUGUUCUAUGCAUUUGGU
Molecule: messenger RNA, 4194 nt
Organism: Paecilomyces variotii
Lineage: Eukaryota; Fungi; Ascomycota; Eurotiomycetes; Eurotiales; Thermoascaceae
Product: putative GTPase activating protein
Exons: 2
Coding region: 277-4098 (1273 amino acids)
Biological process (GO): regulation of GTPase activity
Source: RefSeq, a predicted model, not a curated record